AAGGUAUUUGUUUUAGCUGCUGGUAGGUCUAUAAAUGUCCACUCAUUUCUCUGCACCAUCUCCAUUAACAGUCAGUUUGCUGCAUUAUUUGAAUAUCAGGUCGGCAUUACAGAAUAAAAACUGCAAAAAUGUCUCAGCUGGAAACUGCAAUGGCAAUCAUCAUGAAAACCUUUGACAAGUACGCAGCUGCAGGAGGCAACAAAGGGUCUCUUAACAAAGCAGAGCUCAAGACACUUAUGGAAACUGAGUUUCCAGGUUUUCUUGAGAACGCUAAGAACCAGGACGAGGUCGAUAGUCUGAUGAAGAACUUGGAUCAGAAUGGAGAUUCUGAAGUGGACUUCGAGGAGUUUAUCACCCUAAUUGCUGCUUUAACCUGUGCCUGCCAUGACUACAGUAAUAAAAAAUAACUGUAACCUGAUGUAAUCAAAUUAGAAUUUUCAUCAAUACUGUUCUCUUUCUAUAAGCACUGUUUGUAUUGGUCAUUAAAAUAAGUUUCAAAAA
Messenger RNA from Polyodon spathula (Mississippi paddlefish), 501 nucleotides. RefSeq names its product protein S100-P-like. Gene Ontology annotation, biological process: endothelial cell migration. Bases 129 to 407 code for a protein of 92 amino acids. The record is from RefSeq and is a predicted model, not a curated record. The transcript is spliced from 2 exons. Gene Ontology annotation, molecular function: transition metal ion binding; calcium ion binding. Gene Ontology annotation, cellular component: extracellular exosome; cytoplasm. Lineage: Eukaryota; Metazoa; Chordata; Actinopteri; Acipenseriformes; Polyodontidae.